GAGCCCGUUCAUGUACUGUGCAGGGGCAGCUAUUGAAUGUCUGUCAUUACUGAAGUGUGUUUUUAUUUUAUCUUCUACGCCUAAUCGUUGCUUUUUAGCCUGGUGCGACAUUUUAAUGAGAAUAUUAAAGCCUAGUAGUGUUUUGCUUUAAGCGCUCGUCUUAAGCAAGUAUGGACUGCAGAGUUCUGUCAGUUCAGAGUCAUGUUGUCAGAGGAUAUGUGGGAAACAAAUCUGCUUCUUUUCCUUUACAGGUGCUGGGCUUUGAAGUCGACACUAUCAAUUCUGUGCAGUUCUCAAACCAUACAGGAUAUGAGCACUGGAAAGGCCAGGUGUUGACUGCGGAUGAAUUGCAUGUCCUGUACGAGGGGAUCAAGCUUAACAACGUGAACCAAUAUGACUAUGUGCUCACAGGGUACAGUAGAGAUGAUUCCUUUUUGGAUACAGUGGUGGACAUUGUACAGGAGCUGAAGAGCGCAAACCCGAGCCUGGUGUAUGUGUGUGAUCCAGUGCUGGGUGAUAAUGGAGCUAUGUAUGUUCCUGAGAACCUGCUGCCUAUCUACAGAGACAAAGUAGUUCCAGCUGCAGACAUCAUCACUCCUAAUCAGUUUGAGGCUGAGCUCCUCACUGGUAGACACAUAAGUUCAGAAAGAGAUGCAGUUGAAGUGAUGAACCUGUUGCAUUCGAUGGGUCCGGAUACAGUGGUCAUCACCAGCUCUGACCUGCCCUCUCCUCUGGGGGAUCAGUAUCUGGUUGCCCUGGGGAGCCAGAAAAGAGUGAGUGCAGAUGGUACCAUGGUGACUCAGCAGAUCCGAAUGGACAUCCCCAAGGUGGAUGCUGUAUUUGUGGGAACAGGGGACCUGUUUGCUGCGAUGCUGCUAGCGUGGACGCACCUCCACCCAAAUGAACUGAAGAUGGCCUGUGAAAAGACAGUUUCAGUCUUACACCAUGUCAUUAAGAGGACUAUUACUUUUGCAAAAGAGGUGGCCGGUCCGAAUCGAAAGCCCAGUCCUGCUCAGCUCGAGCUGCGGAUGGUCCAGAGUAAAGCAGACAUUGAGGAUCCUGCCAUAGUUUUGAACGCUGUUGUUCUGUAGUGCUUUAAUCUUAGACUCUGUCCUAGACAAUAUGAAUGUCCUACAUUUAACAGCAAGAGUUUACAAUCACAGUACUUUCGAUGCUGGACACUAAUGUUCUUACAAUUGAAACUGUGACUUCUGGUACUCCAUAGUGCAUUAGUGCAGGUACUGCAUCCAAAAACUAACAUGAUACCUUAUGUUAUGUUCACAUUCCAGCCAUAAUGUGCAUGUGACUAUCUAGCCAUUAUUAGUAUUUGAUUAUGAUUUAUGCAUGUGUCUAUCUGGAUUAAAUAUUUAUAAUGAUUUAUUAACAUUAAGAGAAUGUCUAACAUAUCAGUGUUGUCUAACAGUGUUGAAUCAGUCUGUCUUAUAUGUAACAUUUUAUUUGAUCCGUUAGUCUUAUUUCAUCAGAACAACUGUACAAGCCUAGUCAUUUCAAGUUUGAGAAAAAUGUCCAUUGAAGAAUAAAAAUCAAUUGUCUCUACUAGAAUGUGCCUUGAAAAUUCUGCUGUAGUAGAUAGUAAAAUAAAGUCUUUGUAAUAAUUAGCAAUAAUUGCCAUGGCGACUAUUAAUUGUAAUAAAAUCCUUAAAUUUGUAUUCA
Onychostoma macrolepis is the source of this 1674-nucleotide messenger RNA. It is a transcript of the gene pdxka, whose product is annotated as pyridoxal (pyridoxine, vitamin B6) kinase a. The transcript is spliced from 11 exons. The record is from RefSeq and is a predicted model, not a curated record. Gene Ontology annotation, cellular component: cytosol. Gene Ontology annotation, molecular function: pyridoxal kinase activity. Bases 171 to 1091 code for a protein of 306 amino acids. Gene Ontology annotation, biological process: pyridoxal 5'-phosphate salvage. Lineage: Eukaryota; Metazoa; Chordata; Actinopteri; Cypriniformes; Cyprinidae.